AUGGAGGUCAUUUCCGAAACCCGUUUAUCAAGACACAAGGGUCUAUUCGACUUGAUACCCCGACAUUACAGACAGACACUCCAUCAAGGGCCACUUCAUAUUGCUGAUGGCGAUAAAAAAUUCUGGCGCUUUGCUAUCACGAUCCCCAAGUACGUCGACCCGGCAGAUUUCAAGGAUAGGAACGAAAGUGAGAGUUUCCUGUCACCCAAGGCGACAAACAUUCCUUUACCCUCGACUUUCACACUCUAUGAUGGUGGACAGACUAAAGGAUUUGUCGAAUACUUUGUCAGGGCCAGUCUGCGGAGCAAGGAUGAAAACCGUAAGGAGGCCAAGCUCCCUAUCACGAUAACAAACCACAGUCCUCUCGUAGGCUCUAGACUCCUUACACGGAUCUACUUCUAUUCUAUCGUGUCCUACGGGCUUAUUCCUGGGAUGGAAGAAGCCAAGCUCUCAUUGCCUCAGAUCAUAAAGCAAGCCAUGAAGACCUCUAGCGUGCCAAAGUUUGGCUUCAACUUGCGGAUGGAUAUGCCAGAGGUAAUUCAGAUCAAUGACCCUACCCCGAUACCCAUUCGACUUCAGGCUAUCAUGAAACGCAAUUUUACGAGCGAUGAUAUCAAGAAAAUCCCUCCAAAGAUCAAACUGAAGUGGAUAUCGAUCCAGAUUAUUGCUACUACAGAGGUCAUUUGUGAAGAUGCCCACACAAGGGUGGAGGAAUCUGAGGCAGAUCUUGACAUUAUGAACCGGAUUUCCAUUCGAGGACAGGAUGUAUACAUUCCAUGCACGGAAGAUGGCUCAUUCAUUGACAUUGGAGACCUGAUUGAUUUACGGCUGGAUCAGUAUCAUAAUGUCUGUCCCCAGCAUCAAGGGACUGCCCCUUUCACGCCGAGUUUUGUGACUUACAACAUUCGUCGUUUCCAUCGACUUAAGUGGGUGGUGGCAGUUGAAUUGGGAGGUCAGGUGGUUCAAAAGACCGAGACAAUAAUGCUUAAAAUCUUGGGACCAAGUCGGGCUGGAUGA
Molecule: messenger RNA, 1017 nt
Organism: Fusarium vanettenii 77-13-4
Lineage: Eukaryota; Fungi; Ascomycota; Sordariomycetes; Hypocreales; Nectriaceae
Exons: 1
Coding region: 1-1017 (338 amino acids)
Source: RefSeq, a predicted model, not a curated record